This is a messenger RNA of Zootoca vivipara (common lizard), 1622 nucleotides long. RefSeq names its product mitogen-activated protein kinase kinase 6 (gene MAP2K6). Gene Ontology annotation, biological process: MAPK cascade; protein phosphorylation. NCBI's taxonomy places the organism in Eukaryota, Metazoa, Chordata, Lepidosauria, Squamata, Lacertidae. Gene Ontology annotation, molecular function: ATP binding; MAP kinase kinase activity. The record is from RefSeq and is a predicted model, not a curated record.
GCGCACUAAGACACUCGGAUCCAAGUUUGGAGCUUUUAGCUGCCAGUCCUGGCCCAUCAUGUAGGUGCAGCAGAGCCUUCCUUACCAUUGCAAUAGGGGGUGAAAGCCCACUUUGCAAUCUGUUUUGCAAGGUGUGCAAUUGCAGUUCCUUCCUCUGCAAGGAGAUCUGCUGCAGGGAGUCAGAAAAACUCCAGUUGCAUGAAGACUGAGCGCUUGCAGUUUGCAUCUUUGUUGCAAAACUAGCUACUGAAGAGAGAAGGCAAAGUCUUUUGUGUUCCCCUCCCCCAUCAAAGCAGAGGGGAAAAUGUCUCAGCCGAGAGGCAGGAAGAAAAAUCCAGGGCUGAAAAUUCCUAAAGAAGCAUUUGAACAACCACAGACGAGCUCUACGCCACCUAGAGAUUUGGACUCCAAAGCCUGCAUCUCCAUUGGUGACAAGAACUUUGAAGUCAAAGCUGAUGACCUGGAGCCGAUAUCAGAACUGGGCCGCGGUGCAUAUGGCGUGGUAGAAAUGAUGCGCCACAUGCCCAGCGGGCAAAUUAUGGCAGUGAAGCGAAUCCGAGCGACAGUGAACAGCCAGGAGCAGAAGAGACUGCUGAUGGACCUGGAUAUCUCCAUGAGGACAGUAGACUGCCACUUCACCGUGACUUUCUAUGGUGCGCUGUUUCGAGAGGGAGAUGUUUGGAUUUGCAUGGAGCUGAUGGACACUUCACUGGACAAGUUCUACAAGCAAGUCAUUGACAAAGGCUUGACGAUUCCGGAGGACAUCUUAGGAAAAAUAGCUGUCUCAAUUGUGAAAGCGUUAGAGCACCUACACAGUAAGCUGUCUGUAAUUCACCGAGAUGUCAAGCCCUCCAACGUACUGAUCAACACACUGGGGCAGGUGAAAAUGUGUGACUUUGGAAUCAGCGGUUACCUCGUGGAUUCCGUGGCCAAGACGAUGGAUGCUGGCUGCAAGCCUUACAUGGCACCUGAAAGAAUCAACCCAGAACUAAACCAAAAGGGAUACAGCGUCAAAUCCGAUAUUUGGAGUCUGGGAAUCACUAUGAUUGAACUGGCAAUUUUGCGGUUUCCGUACGAGUCCUGGGGGACGCCAUUCCAGCAGCUCAAACAGGUGGUGGAAGAGCCAUCGCCUCAGCUCCCAGACACCUUCUCAGCAGAGUUUGUUGAUUUUACCUCACAGUGCUUGAAGAAGAAUUCCAAAGAGAGGCCAACAUACCCUGAACUAAUGCAACACAGUUUCUUCACCCUGCACGAAUCCAAAGAGACAGACGUGGCAUCUUUUGUCAAACUCAUCCUGGGGAACUGAGAAAUGGACUUGUACAUGAUUUUACCCUUCUGUGGACUGGUGGGCUUUAGGAGGAGGGGCACAUGGCAGGGCAGCCCUCAUCGGAGAACCAGUAGGAGAACCUGCCACUGGCCAAUUUUUGUUUGUUUUUUAAUUAUUAUUAUUAUUAAUAUUAUUAUUAUUGCUAAAGUCCUAUCAUCAUCCUCUUGAAGGUUUUUUUUUUUUUAAAGGGUUCCUUGGUAACCAUAGUGACUUAGAAUGAACUGGUUAGUGAAAUGAAUUUUAAUAAGGUUGUCAACUGUAAACGAACAAAAAUUUAAUAGAGUGAUUGAAAUGA